This is a messenger RNA of Gymnogyps californianus (California condor), 378 nucleotides long. RefSeq names its product olfactory receptor 14I1-like. Gene Ontology annotation, molecular function: G protein-coupled receptor activity. Gene Ontology annotation, biological process: G protein-coupled receptor signaling pathway. Gene Ontology annotation, cellular component: membrane. The annotation marks the transcript as partial. The transcript has a single exon. The record is from RefSeq and is a predicted model, not a curated record. NCBI's taxonomy places the organism in Eukaryota, Metazoa, Chordata, Aves, Accipitriformes, Cathartidae.
AUGUCCAACGGCAGCUCCAUCACUGAGUUCCUCCUCCUGGCAUUCGCAGACACAUGGGAGCUGCAGCUCUUGCACUUCUGGCUCUUGCUGGGCAUCUACCUGGCUGCCCUCCUGGGCAACAGCCUCAUCAUCACCGCUGUAGCCUGCGACCACCGCCUCCACACUCCCAUGUACUUCUUCCUCCUCAACCUCUCCCUCCUCGACCUGGGCUCCAUCUCCACCACUCUCCCCAAAACCAUGGCCAAUUCCCUGCGGGACACCAGGUCUGUUUCCUAUGUAGGAUGUGCUGCCCAAGUCUUUCUGUUUGUCUUUUUCAUUUCAGCAGAGUAUUGUCUUCUCACCAUCAUGGCCUAUGACCGCUACGUUGCCAUCUGCAAA